Melopsittacus undulatus (budgerigar) is the source of this 9439-nucleotide messenger RNA. It is a transcript of the gene JCAD, whose product is annotated as junctional cadherin 5 associated. Bases 127 to 4113 code for a protein of 1328 amino acids. Gene Ontology annotation, biological process: positive regulation of blood vessel endothelial cell proliferation involved in sprouting angiogenesis. NCBI's taxonomy places the organism in Eukaryota, Metazoa, Chordata, Aves, Psittaciformes, Psittaculidae. Gene Ontology annotation, cellular component: adherens junction; ruffle membrane. The record is from RefSeq and is a predicted model, not a curated record. The transcript has 4 exons.
UGCCGCGGCCGCUGAGCGCGGCGGCCCCGGCCGACCCUCGAGGGGCUCGUGUGGCCGCCCGGAGAGUGAUGGAUCCUUCUGGAAAGAGCUUUUUGAUGGCACAGCUGUGAGUGAAACCAGCACAACAUGUUCAGUGUCGAGGACCUCCUUAUUUCUCAUGGAUACAAGUUGUCAAAAAAUCCCCCUGUUUCAUGUGAGAACAGAUACGAUGGAUACCGGCAGGAAACCACGGGGAACAGAUCUGCUCAGAGAACGCUGAAUGGGUUUGAGGCAGAAUCAAGAGCUGGGGUUUACAGCAAGAAACCUCUGGUGAAAACCAACUCGAGCGGCACUGAAAGCAGCCAUGGGAGCCAAGGGAGGCAAGCAGGUCUUGGUUACCACCAUGACCUUCAGGGUUUGUCCACUUUUCAUACUUCAGAAGGGGGGGUUUAUGACAGGCCUCAAUUAGCACGGUCUUCCCAGCCCAAGACUGAUAAAGAUCUCGCCUACUGGAGAAGACGAGGACAGGACUUCAGUGUGCUUCUGGGCUAUUCCCAGAAAGCCGGUGUGGAAAUGAAAGGCCUGGCUGCAGCCCCGGGGGCACCCCGGCACCCCAAGGAGAGUCAGCUGAAGGUGGGCACAGGUGCAGGGUACAGCAGAAGACGUGGCUUGCAGGAGAGCUGUGAAGUGCCCAGUGACUGCAGAUGGCAAAGUAUGGCAAUGGAAAGCUGGAACCAGCCAAAAAAGGUAGGGAGGCAAAUGUCUGAAGGUGACAGGGAGAAGCUGCUUCAAGAGCUGUAUUCACUGACUCUCGGAGACAACGUACUGAGCACCCACAACAAGGGGAAAUCACAAUCGCUGCCAAGGGUCCUUUCACCCGAGAGCAUGAGGUGCGUGGAAAUGCCCUCCCUGACCAACAGUAACAACUCACUCAGCAUAGCUAAAGCCCCCACCUAUCCCCCAAACAAACAGAGUGUGGAACCAGCCAAGCCCCACGAAACGGGAGGCCAUCUCCUUCCCCUGGUGAAACCCAAGUAUGGGAAACCUCUCAAGCCUCCCUCCUAUGAACUGCAGCGGCAGACCAGGGCACCUGCCCAUACUGUGGGUUUCCAGGACCACUACCAGAAAGAUGAACCCAUCUCCUACUUAGCCAAAGUUAAUGAGCCAAGGCAAGAGGCUUGCAUUCAAGACUCUGGUUUGGAGCCCCCAGUCUAUGUACCUCCUCCUUCUUACAAAUCCCCCCCUCACCAAAAUGUGACCCCGCAUCCUCUCAGUGAAGUGCCUAACACAGACACAUAUGCCAGCAGCAAUCAGCAGGGUCCUGCAGAGCGGGUUGUCCCCUGCCAGCGACCAGCCAUGAAUACUUCUGAAGCAGGUGUUGACCCUUGCAAAGACAACCAUCUUCCUCAUGGGAAGCAAAGCCAUGUAAGGCGCUCUGCUGACUACCUGCGUUCUGUUCAGUAUAUUCCCUUUGAUGAUCCUCGGAUUCGACAUAUUAAAAUUGCACCACCAGAAGGUCUUCAGGACAACACUAAAUACACUGAAAAUGCACGUAGUCCCAGUUCUGGUGCUUUGCAAGAGAGAGAUCUUGAAGUACAGUACAACAGUGCCUUUCUGGAUGCAUCAAACUUGUCCAAUUCUGCAAAGGGCGAAAGAACUUCCAUCAGCUCCACCCAUAGCAACAGAUGGUUGGCACCGUCCAUCCGAGAUCAGGAAAACUGUGCCUUGCUGGACCAAAGAGAUAGUUGUAGCACAACUAAUCACAGCCCCUGUAACGAAGCCAGUGCGGAGCACACAAAAGGCAAACUUUCUGUAAGAAAUUCACAUAUGGACAGCACCUGUGAGACUGUUACAAAAGUGAAAAAGUUUGAACCUGGAACUGGGAUGCAGAGUAAAAAGAGUUCAAAGAAAAAAAUGAAUGAAACUAUAUUUUGUUUGGUAUCUAUCCCAGUUAAAUCAGAAUCCAAUCUGCCAGAUACAGAUAGGAACAACAACAUAACCCAGAGCCCUGGUAAGAAUGGGUUUGAUAACAAUGGGGCUUUGCAAGAACAAAGUCUCUUAAGUAUGUCUUCAACGGACUUGGAGUUACAAGCGCUUACAGGAAGCAUGACCAAUAAAAAUGAGUUACAAAAACAAGAGCUGUGGAGACCAGAAGAGUUCAAACAAAUGAAUGACCUCAGAUUUAUUCAGCCUGCAAAACACAGGGAGCUCAAAUACUCUGGCUCCUGGCCAGGUGAUCAGUACAAAGACCAGCAGACACAGACCAGUUUCUCAGAAGAACCUACAAGCCCGCAAUUUUUCCAUGGUACAAAACCUGAGCAGCCCAAUAAUAACAAACCGAUGUCUCCAAAGCUCCUAGGAUGUACACUAUCCACGAUAGGGUCAAACCAGACAGAGUUACCUUCUGAUGAGAGAAGCUGCAGGCAGAGCACUUAUGGUAUGAAGGGUCAGAUGUACCUCAGCCAGUCGAGUAACAGUGCAUUUUCCAGGACUGCCACCUCAGUCCUUCAGGCCCCCUCCCCAAAAGUGCUCCGGAGGCAGGCCAUGUCUGCCCAGGAGAGGGAAACUGGCCUUCUUUCCAAGGGAGAUAUAAUUAAGGGAGAACCAGGUGCUCCCUGCAACAGUAAAGAGCUGUUUGGUCAGUUCCUGUUGAAGCCUGUAAGCCGCCGUCCCUGGGAUGCAAUAAGUGAGCUAGAAAGUUUUAACAAGGAGCUGCAAGAGCAGGAGGAGAGCACAAGCAGUGAAGAAGAUUUGGAAAGUGCUGCGGCUUCCCCGCAGGCAGGUGCCCUUAGGCAGAGGAGGGCGUCCAGAAAUGAGAAGUUGAAGCAGGAGCCAAAACACAGUGGGAAAUCGGAAAUGGUUGUGCUAGAAGGGCCUGUAUUUAAGUCAGGAAGAGUUAAAAGUAAGUCUGAAAGUUGGAGUGUGGGGACAGAGCAUGGUGGUGAGCCAGGCAGCAUUGGCUCUCAAAGCUCCUUGCAGCCAGGAGGAAGCAGUGAAGGAAUCAGACCAGCAGAUGGAAGUCUGAUAACAAAAAUGAGGAUGGGGGAAGCCAAGAACAUAAAAAGCAAACAGCCAGUUCAUGUGGACCCUCUCCAGAGAGUUUUGUCCAGUAGCUCAAGCAGUUCAUGUCACAGUAAUCCUUUCAAUAACCCUGUCUUGCAGGCUAUGAGUGAAGACCAAAAUUACCUAGACUUUGUUAAGCUGAGCAAAGGUGCAACUCCCACAAAUGAUACAGUAUUAGAGAGAGGCUCGGUAGUAUGCUUGUCACUAACGAAGAGGAACCUUGGGCGCUCAGAGCCAGAUCUGAGGUCAGUGGGACUUGAUGUAGCCCCAGGACCCAGUGCUAACAGUUCAGAUUACUCUUCAAAUGCAAAUGCAGUGGAAAUCCCAGUGAAUGAGUCAUUGCAGGCAAGAGCUGCAAGAAUUUUAGGUAUAGAUAUAGCAGUGGAGUCUCUCCUUCCAGACGACCUCCUUGGGCCCCAUCCAAGCACUAGCCCUGCAAAUGGUGCCCAGGACUUUGGGUCAUCAGUGGGGAGUGCAGUAAGUGACAAAGAAAAAAAAAAAGAGAGUUCUUAUGAAGGCAGACGAAAGUGUGGCUGGACAGAGAGUGCUCUCUUUGUCAGAGUAGGAGGCCGAUCUUUAUACCCUGAUGAAUGCCAGACUGCGCACCAGGAAACCAGCGCUAAACCACAGGUAACAGAGCAAGUUCUUGAACAACCUGUGAGUCCCAGCCAAAGUGAGGACCAAAACUUGGUUUGCAAGGCAACUGUGUAUCAGCAUUCAGAAAAGAGAGUGAGAAGCACUUCCAAAGUGAUAGAGACGCUCCAAGGUAAGCUCACUUCUCCACCUAGCCGGACUGCCAUGGAUCGCUUAGUACGAAUGAAAGAAGUUGACUCUGUGUCCCGGAUGAGACGUCUGAGCAUUAAGAGCGCAGACUCAGGAGAGGAGGUGGAUGAGGAGAAGCUGUCAAGGGUACAAGAGGAAAGAGGAAGCAAACUGGCAAGCUCAGGGGCUGUUUCCAAGCGUGUCAUCUCUCUCAGUGAAAACGGAUAUUUAGGUGGAAUGGACAAGAAGAAGAUAGACAAAGAUUUUUCUUUAGAUACAUAUGACCCCACCAAAGUUGAAAAGGUGUGAGAUGAAUGAAGAGAAUAGAGAGACUUCUGUUCAACUAAGAAUGUUUCACUGAUGUAUUUUCUUUCUUUUCUGGGUGCUCUUUGUUUGUUUUUUUGUUCUUUGAUGCUUGGAAAUUGCCUCCAUUUGUGGUGUUCAUGGUGUACUGAUAAUGCCUUUACCACUGCCACUAGGAAUUAGCUAUUUGUAUCUGAAACUGUUGCAGAGACCACAACAAAAUCUGACUUAUACAUUGGAACCAUCUGGCUUUGUAGCAUUAAAACUUAAUACCAACUGUUGGAAAUGGGUUUAUAUCUGAACUCUAUUUCAGUUUUCAGUGGGGACGAUGAAAUGCAUGAAGUGAGGCUUUUGAGCUUUCUAUUUGGUGUAAAUGUAACCGUGGGAGAUUAGUGAAAUGAUUUUUUAAAGAAUGUGAAUUUAUAAGCUAAACUUCUAAGUAUCUACAGUCUAAACUUUGUUUAACUUAAGGGAUUUUUGGCCAUAAGUAGAAAGUGCUGCUGCAUGAAGUCAGAGAAGGAAUGUGAGAGAAUGAUAGCAAAGGCCAAUUGUGAAAUUAUUUCUAACUUUCCAGAGUCUGAAUUUACUCAGAUUAAAUACUUGCUUGCCACCUAGAGAGAAGAAAAACAAAAACCCUAAAGCUUCUAAAAGAUGGAAGACUUUUGUAGUACAGUGUACAGAAUGUGUAAUUAUAGUAGCUGGCAACUAGUGUUUCAAACCAAUGCAAAGUAUACCACUGGCUGUUUUGCACUCAGUAUUACCUAUUUUUGUUUUGCUGUUUAGAAAUUCUUUAUAUGAAAGAAUAGUAGCUGGUUUAAAAUAGCCCAUUUUAACAAAGUAACUAUAUUUCUUGUUACAGAAUACUAUCUAUUUUUCUACGAUGUAAACAAUUGCUAACAAGUGGCAAGUAUAAAGAAGUAUUAUUAUUAUUGUUAUAUUUUAAGACUUACCCCUCUGAUUGAAGGUGCCCCAAGCAGACUUCACUUGUGUAUCUUAAUGCACACUCCAUAUUGCCACAUACUCAGUAGUGCUACCUUAUUUUGUUCUAAAAAGAGCCAUCUAUGUAUGUAUGUACUACAGUGUUUUUUCCCCACUCAACCUUUGGAUCGUUCUUGGAGCCACUUUCUGAAACACAGCUGAGAACUGUCUGGGCUGAUGUUGCUGCCAUUAUAUUCCUUGGCAGCCAUGGUGAAAACGUGGGUUUGGAUCUCAGUCCCAGUGUCUCUGAGUGGCUCAGACAAAAUACCUGGUUUCUUUCUUUUACUUUAUUCUCUUUUUUACAGAUUAUGGGUUUGAAUUGGGCAAAUGUAUAAAAAUAAACAGAACUGGGUUUAAUUCUUCCCUGAAGUCAAUUGAUGUUGCUGGGGAGAGUUCAGGUGUCUUCUUGAUGGCGUUUAAGUACAUGGCUUUAAGUGUAUUUUACCUGCACACACAAAUGCAUGAAUUACAGAAGCUACAAUAAAGCCUAUGCAUUCUGCUACUUCUAAAUUAGCCUGCAUAGUAUGUGUAUCUUUAAAGCCUUUAUGUCCAUUCCUGUGUGUUUUUUUGUAAGUACCUGUGUCCUGACAUUCUUCUGAUGACUUGUUCAUGUACUUCAGUGGUCUAUUUUAGUGGCCUUUUCUGUUUUUUUAGCAUAAUUUUAUUUUUAAAAAUCUAGUUUCUUGAAAUAUUUUUUCCUGAGUUUGUAAUUUUGAAAGAACGAUGGGGAAAAACACUCAUCCUGUGUUUUGGCAGAAAGAAUUUCUUGUCUGUAACACAUGAUUUUAUUACAUAUGGACUAUUUAAAGCUGGUUUGAAAAGAAAAUGUGGUCUAUAAUUUAUUUUAUUAACUCUUGUGCGUGUUGUUGUUGUUGACAAACUGUUCCCACCACUCUUACUGCAUCCACCUUUCUUCAUCACCAUCUUCUACAUCUAGGGGCUAGUAAAUAGAUACAAAGCAUUCUUUGUCCACCCUAGCCUCCCCCCUAAUUCUGCCCAUAAAAACCAACUAAUUCUGAAAAGGAGCUGCUUCAACUUUCAUCAUCCCACUUAUUAGUAAAGCUGUGAUGCCUAGCAAUAAAUUGAAAGUUUUAAUUUGUCCUUGGUUUCUGGAGAACUGUAAAUUGUCCCAUAUAGCCAGUUGUCCUACCUUCAGUUCAAUUCUCAGUGCAAUGAGAUUUUUCCAUGCAUUGUAUGUUCUUCUGAUGGAGAGGGGGUUAACUGAUUCUGCAACAUGCCUGUCAUCCUUCAUCUCAAGUAAUUACUUUUCCAAUGUACAUAAACAGCCAAGAUCUUAAAAAAAAAAAAUAAGAAGAAGAAAGAAGAAAUAGAAAGCAGCAAUAUUUCAGGGAAGAUUUUAUUGGCCAAGAAUGAGAAAUUAAAACCUAGGAAGUUAGUGAGCUGCAGUAGUAUGCGACUGAUCAGUGGAUGAAAGACUAGAGUCGGUACUGCCUUAAAAAUGGUGUAUUCCUCUAACAACAUUCGUUAUUUCAUAUUGUACUAUGAUACAGGCAACUGAGAAAUACAUGGAGUAUAGUUUUAUGAAUAACUGUGCCUGAGUGUUUCUACAGUACCUGUGCCAUAAUUAAAAUGACAGCUAUCAGAAUGGGCUGGAUGGUAGCAGAGCUGAGCACCUUUCCAGAAAUCUUUUGCCAGUUGCAAAUGGCAUUCAACAAAAAGCGCUUUUUAUAUCAGAUAGAGUUAAAAACCAGCUGAGGUUGGUAAUGGCAAGGGCAGGAGCUCAAGGUCAGUAAUGCAAAGGAGGAUGACUCCUGCAACAGUCUUGCGACUGUGGAGCAGCAUUGAAGAACUGCGCAUUUGCCUGUAUUCUCAGGAGGAAAGGCAGAGCUAGAACCUCAUCAUUGCUACAAGGUUUUUUGUAUCCAGCUUGUGCUGUUGUACUGCUGUAGCAGGGGAAGCUGGGGCUAGAUGAUAGGUUAUCAAAAAGCUUGCCAGCGGAGGCACUGGUUUAAAGUGCAUUCAUGGAAAUUCAUGCAAGAAAACAGGCCCUGGUUUACACAUUUCAAAAAUGUUUAAUGGGGAGACUCCUCAGGGGAGGGAUAGCUAAAUAGGACCUGCAUCUCCUUCCAUGUUGAAAUCCAGAAUGGACAAUCAGCCUGAGGGCUUAAUGACAGCCACAGAAACUGGUGGCAGUGCUAAGGUGCUGGGAAGAUAGAUAAACAAUGAAGACAAACUUUCAGGUUCUUCUAUCUGAGAAAGAAGUCACCCAUGAGCUUCAGGGCUGCUGACCUGUCCAAGGCCUUCUCUCCCCAGCCAUGAGCUGAGUGGGGUGCAGGAGGUGGAGGUGCCCAGGCUGCCAGGGUGGGUGGUUUGGAAGAGGUAAGUGCUCCCUCAUGCAGUUCCUUGCACAUGAACUAGGAGUAUGCUUCCAAGAGGAAUCAUUGUUUUCAGACCCCACUGCAGCCUCCUCACCAGAGGUAUUUUGAACUGGGCAGAAGGGUGGUCUGAGAAGAGCUCAAAAGUUUGUGUUUCAAAUCUUGCUGCCAUCAGAGCUGAACAAGGUGGGAUGGGGAAGACAAAGGAAGAAAAUGUCUUCCAAUGACUCAAGAUCAUCAGUAGCUGAAAUGCCCAGUUGUAUGCCUGACUAAGCAUUGCUUGUGAGCUACUAACUCCCUAGGUAUAAGGACUGCUGUAUUUCAUACCACACAUUUGACAGCAGGUUAAUCUUUACUGAAAACCACUGUAUUGCCUAUCAAAACCAUCAGGUUCCCUUGAUUUGGCCUUUGAUGUUGGGAGCAAAUAGUCUGUGUACUGAAACAUUCAAUAAGUCUUGAAAAAUGUGAAGGACAUCAUAUGCUGAAAGUGGUAAAGAAUGACUGAAUUAAUCUGCCACCUUUAGAAAAUAACCAGUCCCAUCAAGCUUAUUUAAACAUUGGAAUUUAGUAAAAUAAAUGUUUGUUUAAUAUCAGAAAUCAAUAUUAUCUUGGGCUGAUAUCCUGUUGCCUUUGCCACAUGGACAGCCAGCUGAAUGUUAGUUUAUAGCAUCUGACCUUCUCUUUGGGUUAAAAUAUUGAUAUUUUCUUCACUGCCCCUUUUCAAAGGAAUAAAUAGUGAUCAGGAAAAGUAGAACUGAAAUGUUCUUGCAUUUUAAAUGGAAGAAGUUCUUUCAAUUGCAAAGUGAGCUCUUCUGUCCAGGCCCAAGAUCUGAUAGAGGCAAGUACAUGUGAAAAGUGUAUCUUUACUUGGCAGGAGCCAUCAGCUCAAAGAAGAGAGACAAACCCAUGUUAAAUGGAAUGGAAAGGAUUGACAGCUUGUCAGCCUUUUGAAUGCUUUCCAUAAAGCUGUCCUUUUGGAGGACACUGGUAUUUUCUUCACUGAGGAUCAAACAAUACCCUAAUUUCUCUCAACUGGCAAUAAGCUAUGAUGCUGCACUCCUAAUUUACUGGAGUGAGAUUUAACUGCAAGUGGAGUCUACAAAGUUUAAACCUCUAGUCUUCUGCAUUAUCGCAAUGUUGUAUCAAGCUGAAGAUUUCAUGAGAUGAUGACUAUAUCACUGAAUUCACUAGAAAAGUUGGGGAAUUGUGAUUUAAUUCUUAUUCGAGCUUGCAUGAAAAUGUUCACUGCACCUCCCCCCGGGAACUAAAUGAAAGCUGUUUACCAUCAACUCUAUUUUUAAAGAAAAAAAUGUUUCAAACAAAGAAAAAGGGAAAUUCUGAUAUCUAUAGCAAAGCCCAAAACCACAAUACUACCUCCCACCCAUGCUGAAAAAUAUGUUUGCAAUAUGGCUUGCAGAGCUGCACAGCAGGGAGAGGGUGAAGGGAACAUAAGUCACAAUUGACCAACACAUGGCUGAGAUUAGAAAUAAAAAUGAGAUUCCCCAGCCAAGAGAAACCUCAAUAACAUACAGAUUAUAAAAUGAAGGAGGAACUUUCCACCCUCGGCAGCAGUAAUCUCAGCCUUCUUUCAGGCUCUGGACCAUCACAAAAAAUAAUCAGAACCAUUCUAAAAGCCAUUCCUAACCUGGAAAGAAAACAAGGAGAUAUGUGCGCUAGACAGUACAUCAGUCUGCUUGUGUCUUUGUCCUUAUACAAUGCAGAUAAUUCUCCACACUGGCUUUCAAGUUACAGUGGCCUAUCUCCAAAAUUAAUAUUAUGUCAUUGCCAUGGUUUUCUGCUCAAACUGGCCCAAGGGCUGAUUUAAAAGGAUAAAGAGAGGAAAUGGGGUAAGCAAUUACAAUAGUAUUUUCAUGAUAUCAGAAAAUGAAUGUGUUUUAAGAAUAUUUUUGUAAUUUUUUCUGCACAAUGCAAGUACUGUGUUUCUGGGCCUAUGUGUAAACUAGAGGGGCACUGUCAAGAGGAGACAUUCUCCAAAUAAAGGUUUUGCAUGGAUAUGC